Messenger RNA from Hibiscus syriacus, 1271 nucleotides. RefSeq lists its product as uncharacterized. The transcript has 7 exons. The record is from RefSeq and is a predicted model, not a curated record. Gene Ontology annotation, molecular function: zinc ion binding. Bases 119 to 1036 code for a protein of 305 amino acids. Lineage: Eukaryota; Viridiplantae; Streptophyta; Magnoliopsida; Malvales; Malvaceae.
CAAGAAAAGAAUCCGAGGUACUUACAAUUUCCCCCUUCAACUAUCCCCAUUCUUUUGGCGUUUCCAUUAUCCCCAAUUUCAGUUUCCUCGGGGUUUUUUUCUUCUUCUUUCUCGAUCAAUGGCGGGUGAAUUGCAGUUGGAGCCAGCAGAUGCUCGAAACCCUGGUGAUUCUGAUCCUCUUUUAGGAAACCAGAUCGAUCCAUCUUCUCUGGAGCGUUCGAGUGAGAUUAGGAAUGAUGAUAUUGAGAAUGGUUCUGCUCCUUGUUGCCGCAUUUGCCUCGAGUGCGAUGGUGAAGAAGAUGAUGAACUAAUAUCUCCAUGUAUGUGCAAAGGCACCCAGCAGUUUGUUCAUCGUGCUUGCCUUGAUCAUUGGCGUUCGGUAAAGGAAGGAUUUGCUUUCUCCCAUUGCACGACUUGCAUGGCUCAGUUUCACCUUCGAGUGGAAUUGUUUGAGGACAACUCUUGGCAUAAAAUAAAGUUCAGACUUUUUGUGGCAAGAGAUGCCUUUCUUGUGUUCUUGGCUGUACAAACUGUGAUUGCUGCAAUGGGAGGCUUUGCAUAUGUCAUGGAUAAAGAUGGGGCUUUCCGGAAGUCAUUCAGUGAUGGUUGGGAUCGCAUACUGUCAAACCAUCCUGUACCAUUUUAUUAUUGUGUAGGGGUGCUUGCCUUCUUUGUGUUGCUCGGAUUUUUCGGUCUCAUAUUGCAUUGCUCCUCCCUUAAUAGCAACGACCCGCGAAUGGCUGGAUGCCAAAAUUGCUGUUAUGGGUGGGGCAUAUUGGAUUGCUUUCCUGCAUCCAUGGAAGCAUGCUUUGCACUGGUGGUGGUUUUUGUUGUGAUCUUUGCCAUUCUGGGGAUAGCUUACGGUUUCCUUGCUGCCACUAUGGCAAUUCAGCGGAUCUGGCAGAAACACUACCACAUUCUUACUAAGAGGGAGCUUACUAAGGAGUACAUUGUGGAGGACCUUCACGGAUCUUAUACCCCACCAAAACUUGAUACGGAACACGAAGAGCGCUUGAAAAUGAUGAAGCUUUUGUAGUGUGAAGGAAUAGGUAUUUGAGGUGAGUCUUCCAAAUUAUUCAGAAUACGAAAGAUAAAAUUCUGCCGGUUGCUUGGCCAUUUUGCCAAAUAGAGUUUUGGGGGUUGGGGGGGUAAUCCUCUGUCUCUAGAAAUCUCACUUUGAAGUCUUUACAUGGUUAUAGCCGACUGACUGUGAACGCGGUAUACUGGCCAUGCCGGGGGCAGGGGGUGCAUAAUAAUCUGUGCAGUGAUGU